Coprinopsis cinerea okayama7#130 is the source of this 1539-nucleotide messenger RNA. Its product is annotated as O-methylsterigmatocystin oxidoreductase. The transcript has 10 exons. NCBI's taxonomy places the organism in Eukaryota, Fungi, Basidiomycota, Agaricomycetes, Agaricales, Psathyrellaceae. The coding region runs from base 1 to 1539 and encodes 512 amino acids. The record is from RefSeq and is a predicted model, not a curated record. Gene Ontology annotation, molecular function: heme binding; iron ion binding; monooxygenase activity.
AUGACGGUGACAUCCCCAGCUGCCCUGCUGUCACUUCUCGAGGAUAUACCGCGACAUCUUGCCAGCCGACAUGGCGCUUGGCUCUUUCUCGUCCCAGCGGUCCUCUGUGCCGCUAUUCUCGGAGUUAUUCGAAAUGUUCAAGCUCGGAGACGGAGAAGGAACUUGCCACUUCCUCCUGGACCCAAAGGCCUGCCAAUCCUUGGAAACCUGCUACAAAUUCCAUUCGAGUACCCGUGGAAGACGUAUGCCGAGUGGAAGAAACAAUAUGGAGAUAUAAUCUACCUGGAAGCGCUCGGACAGAAGAUUUUGGUCCUGAAUUCGCUAGAGACUAUCGAGGCCCUUCUUGUCAAACGCGCGGUAAACUACUCUGACCGUUCCUGGAGUCCCAUUAUCGACUUAAUGCGGUCUGGUUGGAGCUUCUCGGUCAUGAACUAUGGGGCAGAAUGGCGAGACAGGCGAAGACUAUUCCAUCAAUUCUUCCAUGAUCUGGAGGACCAUCGACCAGUCGUUCAAGAGGAGCUCCUUGCGAUGCUGCGCGACCUUAUUGGACGACCGAAGGAAUAUCGUGACGUAGUUCGAAACGCCAUGGGAAUCAUUAUCAUGCGACUCACGUAUGGAGCGGUGGAUAAGGACUAUAACAAGCGCCUAAUCCACGCCGCCGAUACUGCUGUCUUGGGAUUCGUCGAAUAUUCCAACCCUGGGCGUAUGUGGGUCAACAUCAUCCCCUCAAUGCGGUUCAUUCCGUCCUGGUUCCCUGGUGCUUGGUGGAAGAGGGAGUUGUUGAAGCUCGCCAAAUUGACGGACUAUCUUCAUCAACAACCUUUCGCGGAUGCGACGAAGAGAAUGAAAGAAGGAACACAGGGUCCUCAUACCAGCUUUGCCACGAAGCUCAUCCAGGCGCUUCCGGAGGAGGGUGACCCCGAGCGAGCGCGUCAAGAGACGCUGGCUCGCGACUCGGUGGCACAAGCAUACACAGCUGGUGCUGAUACGAUGGCUAGUGCUGCUUAUGGUCUCGCCUUCGCCCUGGCGUCUUAUCCCGAGGUCCAACGGAAAGCCCAAGAAGAACUUGAUCGAGUAGUUGGUCCGCUCAAGCUACCGACGUAUGAAGAUAUAGAUCAGCUUCCUUACCUCCAAGCCAUCGUCCGGGAGAGUCACCGCUGGCAUGUAACUGGUCCUCUCGCCCUCCCGCAUUUGUCCAGGAAUGACGAUUCUCUCAAUGGGUAUUUCAUCCCAGCAAACACACUCGUUCUUCCGAACUCAUGGGCUGUUCUCCAUGAUCCAAAGGUGUAUCCUGAGCCGCACGAAUUCAAGCCAGAGAGGUUCCUAAAGGAUGGCGAGCUGAACCCGGACGUUCAAGAUCCCAGCGUUGCCGCAUUUGGAUAUGGUCGCAGGAUAUGCCCAGGUCGUUUCUUCGGAAAUGACACAUUCACGUUCUUGGCAGCUCAGCUCAUUUCUUGCUUCGACGUGAAGCCUUUCCUCGAUAAGAAUGGAAACCAAAAGCGCCCAAACCUCGAAUCCUCGUCCGCAUUCAUUUCGUAA